Humulus lupulus (European hop) is the source of this 2443-nucleotide messenger RNA. Its product is annotated as ATP-dependent DNA helicase 2 subunit KU80. Gene Ontology annotation, molecular function: damaged DNA binding; telomeric repeat DNA binding; double-stranded DNA binding. Gene Ontology annotation, cellular component: Ku70:Ku80 complex; nucleus. Gene Ontology annotation, biological process: telomere maintenance; cellular response to X-ray; DNA recombination. NCBI's taxonomy places the organism in Eukaryota, Viridiplantae, Streptophyta, Magnoliopsida, Rosales, Cannabaceae. The transcript is spliced from 12 exons. The record is from RefSeq and is a predicted model, not a curated record. Bases 134 to 2209 code for a protein of 691 amino acids.
CUCAGCUCAAUCCGAAGCGGGAAAAGCGAAGAGAAAUUUAAUAUAUAAAAUUGUAAGCUUUGCUGCUCUGCUCAGCUUCUCCAGCAAUCUUCAUACUCUUUUCCUCUCUCUCUCUCUCUCUCUCUCUCUCGUCAUGGCUCGCAACAAGGAAACACUGCUUUUGUUGAUCGAUGUUGGCCCAUCAAUGCACAAUGCUGUGCCUGAGAUUGAAAAAGUUUGCUUUUCCUUGAUUCAAAAGAAGCUCAUUCACAGCAAGUACGAUGAAGUUGGAGUUAUCUUGUUUGGAACUCAAGACACAGAUAAUGAAUUGACAAAUGAAGUGGGUGGAUAUGAACAUGUGGUGGUUUUAAGAAAAAUUGGAGUGGUGGAUUUGGAUCUUCUUGAAACUUUACAGCCACUCUCUAGAGGAACUCAUUCUGGAGAUUUUCUUGAUGCUAUAAUUGUUGGAAUGGAUAUGUUGAUUAAGAAAUAUGGAGUGACAAACAAGGGAAAGAAACGACUUUGCCUCAUUACAAAUGCAAUAUGUCCAAUUAAACCUCCAAAUGAAGGAACUAAAGAUGAUCAGGUCACCAUAAUUGCUGAUCAAAUGAAUGCACAAGGCAUGAAAAUGGAAAGUAUAGUUGUCAGGGGAAAGCUCAUUGCAGAAGCAGAUAAGAGAAUAAUGGAAGAGAAUGAUCGCCUAUUAAAUAUAUUUUCAAACAGAACACGUGCAAAGCUGGUGCAUGUUGAAAGUCCAAUCUCAUUGCUUGGUGCAUUGAGAACUCGGAAUGUAAGCCCAGUUACAACAUUUAGGGGUGAUCUUGAAAUUAGCCCCAAACUGAAGAUUAAGAUAUGGGUUUACAAGAAAACAUCAGAGGAGAAGUUUCCCACUUUAAAAAGAUAUUCUGAUAAAGCUCCAUCAACUGAUAAAUUUGCUACACACGAAGUGAAGGUAGAUUUUGAGUACAAAAGGGUUGAAGAUCCUAGCAAAGUUGUUCCACCAGAACAAAGGAUAAAAGGUUAUCGUUAUGGACCCCAAGUGGUUCCUAUAUCAUCUGCUGAAUGGGAUGCUGUCAAGUUUAAGCCAGAAAAGAGUGUGAAGGUUCUAGGUUUUACUGAUGCUGGAAACAUUAUGCGCCACUAUUACAUGAAAGAUGCAAAUGUUUUCAUUCCUGAACCUGGAAAUACAAAGGCCAUUCUUGCUGCUUCUGCCCUGGCAAGAGCUAUGAAAGAAGCUAACAAGGUAGCAAUUUUGCGUUGUGUUUGGAGACAAGGACAGGGGAAUGUUGUUGUGGGGGUCUUGACACCAAAUAUUUCUAAUAGAGAUAACAUUCCUGAUUCAUUUUACUUCAAUGUACUUCCUUUUGCUGAGGAUGUUCGAGAAUUUCAGUUCCCCUCUUUUAGCAAUCUCCCAACUUCUAUGCAACCAACAGAACAACAACAAGAGGCAGCAGAUAGGUUUGUACAGAUGUUUGACCUUGCACCUUCUGAUAAAGAGGAGGCUCUUCUGCCUGAGUUUACACCGAAUCCCGUGCUGGAGCGUUUCCACCAUUAUCUUGAGUUGAAAUCAAAGCACCCAGAUGCAGCUGUACCUCCACUUGAUGAAACUCUUGCGAAGAUCACUGAACCUGAUCCAGAACUAAUUUCACAAAACAACUCUGUUCUUGAUGAAUUUCGUAUGCUCUUUAACCUCAAAGAAAAUCCAAAGCUGAAGAAAUCAGCUAGACGAUCAUUGCAAGAGAAACCAUCAGGAUCAAAUGACGGAAAGAACUAUGCCCUCUUACCCGCUCCCUCUGCCAAUCCUGAUACAAAUGAACAUAAAUCUUCCAUUAAGGUGGAGGAAAUUCGGAAUGCAACACCUAUACAAGAUUUUGAAGCCAUGAUUUCCCGCCGAGACAGUCCAAAAUGGGUUGACAAAGCUAUUACGGAUAUGAAAAAUAAGAUAUUCAAUUUAAUAGAGGACUCUCACAAUGGGGAUAACUAUCCUAAAACAGUGGAAUGUUUAGCUGCCCUUCGCAAGGGUUGUGUCCUUGAGCAAGAACCAAAACAAUUCAAUGAUUUCCUGCACCAUCUUUUCAAAUACUGCCAGGAGAAAAGACUCACCAGCUUUUGUGAAUUUCUUGCAUCCAAACAGAUCACCUUGAUAUCGAAGACAGAAGCCGUGGACAGUGAAGUUACUGAUGAGGAAGCUAGAAGUUUUGUGGCUAAAGCAGAGCCAAUGUUGGAGUGAAGACUUGGGUGCAUAGCUUUGCGUCUAUUGUCCAGUUUUCUGUUUUGUAUAGUGAAUUCUAUGUAUAUUAAUUUUAAGGAGCUGGCUCAAACGUGUCUUGCACAAAAGUUAGUUUUAGAAAUGUGGGGGGUUGAUUUGAACACACACUUCUACUACCAGUGGGGUUUCAUUACCUACGUUCUAACAUUGAUAACCAAACUUUAAUGCUUGUUAGUGUGAUAGACUAAUUAACUA